AUGGACCGACCUGGGCACCUCCUGGAAGAUAAGGCUCUAGCCAAAUUCCUUGGUGUCGAGGACGUGGACUUUGACAGUGGUAGUGAUACCAAAGUCGAGGGGGAGGAGCAAUCCAAACCCAGCACACCUGUGCGUGGGGACAUUCCCCAUCCGGCACCUAAUCCGUUCCCCGAACGUAGUGCCGCGACUGCGCUAACAGCGCUGGGAGCAAUGUCCCCCAUGGAUACAUCCAUUAUCACUAACCCGCUUGACGAGGAGCAACAACGCAUGCUCGAUCAAGCGGCAAGCGCACGGCGCAAGUCAGAAGUUCAGACAACGUUGCAACGACACAGUGAAUAUACGUUCACUCCACCUGGCGUGGAAGAACUCAUUCGUCAAGCGUCACGCCAUACUUUGGCAACAUGGGCCACCGGCCCCGAGGCGAAAACGCCCACUGAACUCGAAUGCCGCAAGGCUCUUCGAGAGAGGUACUUGGAACCUACUGUGAUGACUUUGAGUCAAUACAGAGAACGGCUGCAAAAGCAGGCCCAAGGAACACCAGUUCCACAAAUUAGGGGUAUACCCAUCAUUAUGUCCGAAGAUGGGGACGAAACUGCGGAGGACGAUAUGUUCAUCCGCUGGGUGCAUGGCGUUCGACGCCUCAGUAGCAUGCACGCGCUACGCGAAAGUGCCAGUGUGGCAGACGUUCGUCUAGAGCGAAAGCUUCGCUAUGACUUCGCGAAGUUAAAGGCCAGAGGCCGUCUGCGGGAGUAUUACGCUCCCGCUAUGCUUCGGCUGCCUCUGCAGCCGCGAGUUCACGUCAAUCUUUUGACACGAACUCGCCCGCUCUCACUACGACGAGUGAGAAGCGUGACGCUCGUCAAGACGAGCUCGGCCGUGGCGCUCAAAAAGUCAACGGCGUAUGGGCAAUCUUGCCGAAGGGGAACCUCAUACUCCCAUGAGUUUUCAGACUCAGGGUACCCACGCCACUUCACCAGAUAUUGGUAG
Messenger RNA from Peronospora matthiolae, 987 nucleotides. NCBI's taxonomy places the organism in Eukaryota, Oomycota, Peronosporomycetes, Peronosporales, Peronosporaceae. The record is from the annotation of a GenBank genome assembly.